Molecule: messenger RNA, 1789 nt
Organism: Vigna unguiculata (cowpea)
Lineage: Eukaryota; Viridiplantae; Streptophyta; Magnoliopsida; Fabales; Fabaceae
Product: cytokinin dehydrogenase 7-like
Biological process (GO): cytokinin metabolic process
Molecular function (GO): cytokinin dehydrogenase activity; FAD binding
Source: RefSeq, a predicted model, not a curated record
GCGCCGAAGCACGCACACAAACCUCACAGACGCAACACACAAAACUCUCAAAGCCUCAAACUCAAACGCUACUUCCAAAAGAGAGAAAAAAAAAAAUUAUAAAUCUCUCACCAUGAUAGCUUACUUAGAACACUUCGUGCACGGAAAUGACACGGAAUCCAUGCCUAACGACGACGUUUUGGGCGUCGAAGGUUCGUUCCACUUCGGCGCCACCGCCGCCGCCGGCAAAGACUUCGGCGGGAUGAAAUCCGUGAAGCCGUUGGCGGUCAUACGCCCCGCCGUUGCCGCUGACGUAGCGAGGGCGGUGAAAGCCGCAGCGCGCACGGCGAACCUCACGGUGGCGGCUCGCGGCAACGGGCACUCCAUCAACGGUCAGGCCAUGGCAGAGAACGGGCUCGUCCUCGACAUGCGCGCCAUGGAGGACCGCUUCACGCUCCUUUCCCUCGACGGCUCCCUACACGUCGACAUCUCCGGAGGGGCAUUAUGGGAGGAGGUCCUCAAACGCUGCGUUUCGGAGUUCCGCCUCGCGCCGCGCUCGUGGACGGAUUACCUUGGCUUGACCGUCGGCGGCACGCUCUCCAACGCCGGCGUCAGCGGCCAGGCCUUCCGUUACGGCCCGCAGACCUCCAACGUAACGGAAUUGGAAGUCGUCACCGGAAAAGGCGAAACCUUAGUCUGCUCCGAAACUCAAAAUUCAGAACUCUUUUUCGCAACUCUCGGAGGGCUGGGCCAGUUCGGAAUCAUAACCCGAGCCCGGGUCCCAGUUCAACCAGCCCCCGACAUGGUGAGAUGGAUAAGAGUGGUGUACUCGGAAUUUGAAGAUUUCACUAGAGACGCAGAGUGGCUGGUGACUCUGAGAGAAGGUUACGGUUUUGACUACGUGGAAGGUUUCGUUUUUGUGAACAGUGACGACCCUUGCAACGGCUGGCCCACGGUACCCACGGGCCCAAACCAACGGUUCGAGCUGGGUCGCCUCCCGUCGACGGCGGGCCCGGUUCUGUAUUGUUUAGAACUGGCGCUUCAUUACCGUAACGAAGACCACCCCUCCGCUGUUAAUAUGGAGGUGGAUAAAUUACUCGGACGACUCCGAUUCGUUGAGGGUCUAAAGUUCUCCCUGGAUGUGACCUACAUGGAAUUCCUGCUACGUGUGAAGCGUGUGGAGGAGGAUGCAAGAGCCAACGGCAUCUGGGACGCACCCCACCCUUGGCUGAACCUGUUCGUCUCCAAGUCCCACAUCGCUGAAUUCGACCGUGAAGUGUUCAAGAAAAUCCUCAAGCACGGUGUUGGUGGCCCCAUCCUAGUCUACCCUCUGUUGCGAUCCAAGUGGGAUAGUCGACACUCGGUAGUGGUUCCGGACAGCAACAUCUUCUACAUUAUAGCCUUGCUCCGAUUUAUUCCACCACCACCCAAGGGACCACCUACGGAACUGUUGGUGGAACAAAACCAUGAGAUUAUUCAGCUCUGCUGCAACAGAGGCUUUGAUUUCAAGCUCUAUCUCCCUCACUACCACUCGCAGGAGAACUGGAUGCGACACUACGGAGACAAAUGGACCAGAUUCCUCGAGAGAAAGGCCAAUUUUGAUCCCUUCGCUCUUCUUGCACCUGGACACAAUAUUUUUUCCCGAAUCCCUCAACCCUUGCCCAUCACAUAAAUAUAUUUACAUUAAUUAAAUAUAUUGUUUUCCUUUCUCUCAUCAUUCUCUCCUCUGUCACACCCUUCUACCCACAUAUUGUAAAUCAACAUUUUCGGGCUCAAAUUAAUGUGAAUCUUCAUCCUUUUCUGCUCUUAA